AGACGAGUGGGAGAGACGGGAGGCAGCCAGCGUUUGACGUGAGAGUCGCCGCACAAGGGGCAGCAAAAUACUCCGAAAAUACUCUCAACGGCAAUGGCGGACGAAGAACUACCAGCAGGUUGGGAAAAACGGCUCAGCAGAUCGACCGGUCAACAUUAUUAUUUAAAUAUUUAUACUAAAGAAAGUCAAUGGGAUAAACCGGACAAGCCCGCAGAUCGUUCGAGCAAUGGCAAGGUAGAUGGCCCAGAAGAAGUGCAAUGUUCACAUCUACUUGUGAAACAUUCAGGAUCUCGACGACCUUCAUCUUGGCGGGAAGAGAAUAUUACUAGGUCAAAGGAUGAAGCUCUUGAGAUGAUUAAAUCAUAUAGAGAACAAAUUGCAUCUGGCAAAGCGACAUUUGCCGAGCUUGCCUCGAAAUAUAGCGACUGCAGUUCAGCGAAACGCGGCGGUGACCUCGGACCCUUUGGUCGGGGCGCGAUGCAAAAACCAUUUGAACAAGCUGCUUUCGCUCUCAAAAUCGGCGAGCUAUCCUCGCCCGUACACACAGAUAGCGGAAUUCACAUCAUUCAACGGACCGCAUAAACCGGCUGAAAUGUUUUACUGAAAGUGUGUCAAUGAGGAAGUCUCUUCUCUCUUCGUCUUUUCAACUAUUUCUGACUUAAUCUUAUCUUAUUGUAAAUUCACAUCGUUCUUCCCACAACAUUAUUAUUUUAUAAUUUGUUGCGACGUACUUGUUUAAGUCAGAAUUUGAAUUUGACGUUUGUUUCGAGCGAUUCCGUUUUAUUGUAUUUGUACUCUAUUUUUUAAAUAGCGACAAAAGCAUUAAGGUAAGGGUAUGAUGUAUUCUCGGCAUACAUCACACACACAAACACGCGACACAACACGACACAUACACUAGGAGAAAUAAACUGAUUAACGUGAAUACUUACAAUUAGUCAAUACAAUUUGUGUAUAAUUUCGCGGUAGAUUUACAUUUGCCAUUAUAUAUUCUUAUAUCGCAAGAUACAUAACGCAGUUAUAAAUCAGUCAGUGUAUAAUGCGCUAAAUGUGUCUUCCUGCUGGAUGGACUAUCUAUUCAAUAUCACUAUUGAUGAUCAAUAAUCAUGUAUUUUGCUUUGAGGCAAAAGAAAGAAAAACAAAAUCUCUCCAAAUACAAAUAGCGGAAAAACAUGGCACAAAACACAUGUUUUAGCGACAAAAGUUUGCAGCAUAAUAGUAAUAUUAAUAUAUUGGCAUAAUAGUUUUUACCUCCCGCUACUCUUGUUAAUUGCAUUUAUGUGAAAUGUGAUCUUACGUGUAUCUUUUAAAUAAUUUAUCCGCGUCUACAAGCAUGAAAUAAAAAUUGAGUUUUCAUUA
Molecule: messenger RNA, 1356 nt
Organism: Pseudomyrmex gracilis
Lineage: Eukaryota; Metazoa; Arthropoda; Insecta; Hymenoptera; Formicidae
Product: putative peptidyl-prolyl cis-trans isomerase dodo
Exons: 3
Coding region: 94-582 (162 amino acids)
Cellular component (GO): cytosol; nucleus
Molecular function (GO): peptidyl-prolyl cis-trans isomerase activity; protein binding
Source: RefSeq, a predicted model, not a curated record